Messenger RNA from Cyphellophora europaea CBS 101466, 294 nucleotides. RefSeq lists its product as uncharacterized. The transcript has a single exon. NCBI's taxonomy places the organism in Eukaryota, Fungi, Ascomycota, Eurotiomycetes, Chaetothyriales, Cyphellophoraceae. The record is from RefSeq and is a predicted model, not a curated record. The coding region runs from base 1 to 294 and encodes 97 amino acids.
AUGAAGCUGAUUGAAGAGAACGGUACGGGCCUCGACAUGAACGUCACAUCGAGGCAAGGAACCACGCAGAUGCACACGUCCGAUCUGAACAACAGCUUCGGACCCCAACGCGAAGUGCCUGCUGGGUUUCCUAUAAUCAGCCCGGCGUGGCGAUAUUUCAAUGAGGAGGCCGAGGGCUGGCUUGAGACAUGGAAGCGCCAGGUCACGGCCGCGGCCAAGAGCAUUGGGGACGACAUGUUUGGCGGUCGAGCGGAUGGCACAAGCAAAAUCCAAAGUCUCGGCUCGACUGAUUGA